AUGACUACGCUGAUCAAGAUCCUAAGGACGGUCGGACAGGUCCGGGCGUGGCAGAAACAGUGUUUCUUCAACAAGGAGACCGUCGGUUUCGUCCCCACCAUGGGCGCCUUGCACCAGGGCCACACGUACCUCGUGAACCAGAGUCUAAAGGAGAACGACCGAACCAUCGUGCUGAUUUUCGUCAACCCUUCCCAAUUUGCGCCCCACGAGGAUUUAGACGCGUACCCCCGGACGAUAGACCAUGACUUGCAGGCGCUUGAGUCGCUAGACCGCCCUGUGGAUGCGCUUUUCUUGCCCAAGGUGCUGGAGAUGUUUCCCAGCGGAAUUGUCUUGGAUGUGGCCAAGCAGAAAGGCGCUUUUGUCAAUGGCGUGUCUACGAUCGUGACCAAGCUUCUCAAUGUGAUUCAGCCUACAAAUGCGUACUUUGGACAAAAAGAUGCCCAGCAGUGUGUGGUGGUGAAGAAUCUCGUCAAGGAUUUGCUUAUCGAUACGACCAUCAGAGUGUGCCCCACUCUUCGUGAGCCUAACGGUUUGGCCAUGUCCUCGAGAAAUGCGUACUUGUCUCAGGAAGCAAAGGACCAAUGCUCGAUCAUCUACAAGGGUCUCUGUGCUGGCCGUGAUUAUUACGAGGAGGAGAUCAAAAGUGGUAAGCCUGUGUCGGCUGCUGCUGUGGCGGAUGUAAUUCGUGAAGUCUUCUCUUCUAUGCCCAAGGAGUGGAAUCUUGAGUAUAUCGCAGUUUCACACCCUGAAUCGCUUGAGGACUUGAACGAGAUCGAAAGCGGCGUUGGAGCUACUGUUUCCACUGCAGUUCGUGUGCCCAAGUCCGACGGUUCUGGUACUGCCAGGCUCAUCGACAACGUUCAGCUCAACGGAUAG
Messenger RNA from Candidozyma duobushaemuli, 876 nucleotides. RefSeq names its product pantoate--beta-alanine ligase (gene PAN6). The coding region runs from base 1 to 876 and encodes 291 amino acids. The record is from RefSeq and is a predicted model, not a curated record. Lineage: Eukaryota; Fungi; Ascomycota; Pichiomycetes; Serinales; Metschnikowiaceae. The transcript is spliced from 2 exons. Gene Ontology annotation, biological process: pantothenate biosynthetic process. Gene Ontology annotation, molecular function: pantoate-beta-alanine ligase activity.